Messenger RNA from Acanthopagrus latus (yellowfin seabream), 3931 nucleotides. RefSeq names its product myotubularin related protein 2 (gene mtmr2). The coding region runs from base 31 to 2175 and encodes 714 amino acids. The record is from RefSeq and is a predicted model, not a curated record. Lineage: Eukaryota; Metazoa; Chordata; Actinopteri; Spariformes; Sparidae. The transcript is spliced from 16 exons. Gene Ontology annotation, molecular function: phosphatidylinositol-3,5-bisphosphate 3-phosphatase activity. Gene Ontology annotation, biological process: dephosphorylation.
GGAACAUGAAGGCAGCAUGGCACAUGGUCGAUGUCUGAGGCAGCCGGCAGGGGGCGCCAUGUCGGACAGUCGCCUCCUUGUGACAGGGAUUGGGAGGCUGCUGGGAAAAGAUGGCAGCUUCCUUUUGUGUGUGGGGAUUUACAGUACUCCGAGGGGGGAUUUAAACACAUUCUUCUCAGGAUAUACCGUCCUCCAGCGCGUACUGCGGUUUAUCCGGACACUUUGAGGCAGGAGAACAUGGAGAAGAGCGGGAGCGUCGACAGUUUGGGCUCGAAGCGCUCCUCUUCCAGACAGCCGAGUGUUGAUUCAUUGUCCAGUACUUCCACCUCUCGCUCUGACCGGUCUGCCCAGGCCAAGCCACCCUCAGCCAUGUCCUCAGACUCUGUGUCCACCUCUGCAGAGCUCUCUCCAGAGCUCAGGGUUAAGCCCAAAGCUGCUGCCAAGAAGGUGCAAAGAGAUUCAGACAAAGAGGAACCACAGUUACUUCCAAAUGAAAUGGUGCAAGACAUGGCCCAAGAUAUUACCUACUUCUGUCCUUUCAUCGGAGCACUGAGAGGAACAGUGACAGUUACCAACUACAGACUUUUCUUCAAAUGCAUCGACAGGGAGCCAGCCUUUGUGCUGGACCUGCCACUCGGGGUGGUGAGUCGUGUGGAAAAGAUUGGAAAUGCAAGCCGUGAUGUGUCCUAUGGGCUGGUUUGCAAGGAUAUGCGUAAUCUACGAUUUGCACACAAGCAACUGGAGGACACACUCAGGAAGUCCAUUUUCGAAGUGCUGAUGAAAUUUGCGUUUCCUGUUUCCAACGGGCUGCCAAUCUUUGCCUAUGAAUACGGGCAAGUCUUUCCUGAAAAUGGAUGGAAGGUGUAUGACGCUGUCUCAGAAUACAAAAGACAGGGUAUACCCAAUGAAAGCUGGAGGAUAACAAAGGUAAACGACCACUAUGAGGUUUGUGACACCUACCCUUCGACUCUGGCGGUGCCCGUCAACAUACCGGACGAAGAGCUGAAGAGAGUGGCUGCCUUCAGAGCAAAGGGACGGAUACCUGUGUUGUCAUGGAUCCAUCCAGAGAGCCAGGCAACGGUGACGCGCUGCAGUCAGCCCAUGGUCGGGGUGAACGGAAAGCGCAGCAAAGAGGAUGAGAAAUACCUCCAGGCGAUUAUGGAUGCUAAUGCUCAGUCUCAUAAACUCUUCAUUUUUGAUGCCAGGCCCAGUGUCAAUGCUGCUGCCAACAAGAUGAAGGGUGGUGGUUAUGAAAGUGAGGAUGCCUAUCAAAAUGCUGAGCUGGUGUUCUUGGAUAUUCACAACAUCCAUGUGAUGAGAGAGUCACUCCGCAAGCUGAAGGAUGUGGUCUACCCCAACAUCGAGGACUCCCACUGGCUCUCCAAUCUGGAGUCCACACACUGGCUUGAGCACAUCAAGCUGAUCAUGGCAGGAGCACUGCGGAUCGCAGACAAGGUGGAGUCUGGGAAAACCUCAGUGGUGGUGCACUGUAGCGACGGUUGGGACCGCACAGGCCAGCUCACGUCCUUGGCCAUGCUCAUGCUGGACGGUUACUACCGCACCAUCCGCGGUUUUGAGGUGCUGCUUGAGAAGGAGUGGCUGAGCUUCGGUCACCGCUUCCAGCUGCGCAUCGGUCAUGGAGAUAAAAACCACACAGAUGCAGACCGCUCACCUGUUUUCAUUCAGUUCAUUGACUGUGUGUGGCAAUUGACUCGGCAGUUUCCUGCAGCUUUUGAGUUCAACGAAUACUUCUUGGUCACCAUCCUGGACCACCUGUACAGCUGCCUGUUUGGGACCUUCUUGUGCAACAGUGAGCAGCAGAGAUUGAAGGAAGAGAUUCCCAAGAGGACAGUGUCGCUGUGGUCCUAUGUAAACAGCCAGCUGGAGGAAUUUACCAAUCCUUUGUAUGUGAACUAUUCCAACCAUGUGCUGUUCCCUGCAGUCAGCUUACGUCACCUAGAACUCUGGGUUGGCUACUACAUUCGCUGGAACCCUCGCAUGAGACCUCAGGAACCUGUUCAUCAGCGGUACAAAGAGCUGUUGGCGAAGCGUGCCGAGCUGCAGAAGAGAGUGGACGAGUUACAGCGAGAGGUGACAAAUCGCUCUGCCUCCUCUUCCUCAGAACGGGCGGGCUCCCCCACACGCUCCAUCACUCCAGUGCAGACCUUUGUUUGACACAGGUCGACCCUCAUGGCGGUCGCAGACGUGGAAUCUCACCUGCGAGAAGGUGCCAUACAGUAGUAAUCAGUAGACCGGACCUGCCCACCAAAUUGCCUCCUUGGGUGAUACGACGCGUUUAUACACUACCACAUAAGUUGAGCAGAUCACUGUAUUUGCAUCUCUCACAGGCACAUAGAGUCUGCUUGCAAAAAUAAGAGUGACUGUCUCAAACUGCUUUACCACAGCCAUAUUGUACUCCAUGGUUAAGAGGACACAUACACAGAAUAGUGAGUACUAUUUAGCAUAUCAAACUACCUACAAUCAGUGUUGAUCGUUUCUUUGAGUACACUAAACUAUUACGCGGGUAAAUUAUAUAUGCCUUAUACACAUUAUAGGAACACUUACUUCAUUCCUCUACACUGCAAAUGUAUUGUUCAAUCUUGAUUUGAAGCAAUAGCAUUGAACCAGUUGUGAAGAUUGUACACUGCUGCAAAAAUUCCGUUGAGCUCAAACAUGUAGUACGAAAAAAAAACUAAAUGGCUUGGGAGUUGUUAAAUAAUCAGAAAUGUAGCUAAAGGGCUGUAAUUUUAGCUUCUUCUAAUAGUAAGAAAUAGUCAUAGAGUGCAUUAAAAAAUGUUGGUGCAUUGUGUCCACAAGUUUUAGAUUGUUGUGACCAAAUAUCUUUUUUUUUUGUUUACGAGUGCAUAAUGUGUCAUGCACUUCAUUUUUCUCAUUGAUUGAGUAUAGUUUUGUUAGUUUCAUUUUUCUAACUAGUUAACAUUAUUUAUUAUGCUUUUAGUCCAGACUUAUAUUUAUGGAUCACCAACACAUUCAUGUCACACUCAUGUCAUUGAUCAGAGAUGUCGCCAUGCAAUAUUAAUAAGCCACGCUGAAUAUGCAAAAGUUCAUUGCCGUUGGCUUUCAUGUAGUCAAAAUAUUUGUGUGAAUAUUUUCUCACAGAUUAGUGGCAGCCAUUAUUAAAUUAUAGGCAGCAGCUAAUAAUGUAACUAAUCUGUGCCUUGCUGUGAAUGACCGAUUGGGAGAAACGUGUGCGUGUGUGUGUGCGUGUGCACCUUUAAAAGCCAUGGUCAAACAGUGAAUACAGUGUUAGUUAUCCUUCCCUCUGCAACAAACACAAAACUCAAAUUCAAGUAGUCAGUACAGUUUGUCACAUUAGUCUGCCGUGAACACUACACCCUGGUUUCAGUAUCCAGGAUGUUAAAUGGUAGCAGAAUCUCAGUUACGUUAGCAUUAAUUAUAUUUAAUUACAAAUAUGGUCUUGCCAUAGAAUAAAAAAGAGUGCCUUGAAGAAAUAUGAAAGUGAUUUAGAAGUCUGAAAUUUACAGUGUGACUGUGCUGGAGUGUCAUGUUAGACUGCAGUGGCUUUGAACAUUAGCAUAGUCAUAAUCAAGCUGUUUAACUCUCAUUCAUAAAUACUAGACUUACAGCCUUAAAUUGCCUGUAAGGCAUCCUUUACACACUAAGAUACUUCCCUUGAAUUUUGUUCUUAGUUCUCGCCUGUUUAAAGUUGUACUGCCGCUUUUUAUGUUGUUUUUUAUUUCUUGCCCUUUAAAUAUGCACAGUUGUUAAGGUAUGACUGUUUUUCCAAAUGGUUCAGAUGACACUGCAAUGCUGUAUGCAUGUCAUUGCUUCAAAACUUGAUUUUGGAAAUUGACCAACUGCAGGCAACAGCAAUGUCAAACAGUCCUGUCAAACGUCAGAAUGUUUAAUUAAUAAAAGUGCUGAUAUUAAAUAGUCAAAUUUUUCUGAA